GCCCGCGCUUAGGGUUCGAUUGAGCAGCAAAUGCAUUUAGGGCCCAUCAAAGAUAUAUUAGACGGGUUAACAGCCAAACAGCAAUUCGCAGCUCCUCCACUCCCCUACUCCCCGCACUCCUCAUCUCCUCAUAUUCCUAUAAAGUUCUCCCCAAUGACCCCAGGCCUUCCGAAUCGAGCAGCGAAGCUUACCCCAAGAGGAAUACGAGGAUGCCGAAUCGAGCCAGAUAGAGAACCGCAGGAAGUAGAGGCAAUACAGGAGGAUUAUCGAUUCUGCCUCGAAUUAAAGUGAAUCUCAUAGUUUUAAAAUUGAGAUGAUUGCUGCCGUCAUAGUGUUGCGAGUGGCGAUAAUUUAAGCCGUAUAUGAAUAUCCAUCCUCCCAGCCAGAACCCCUCAAGCUUUUUUACCAUUGACUUCAAUUCCGAUUCAAAAUUUAUCUACCAUGACCUCGAAACUAUUUACCUUCCUCCUUGUCACCCUCGCGCUGACAUCCCACGCUCUUGGAGCCGCAUUCGACUGGCAACGGGACAUCCACUCUCCAAUGGACAGUUACAGCAUUGUCGACUUACAAUGGGAAGGAAAGAUCUUCCCAGACGGGGAGAACGUAACAUUAUUUGGCGAAGACUUCAAGGCAGUGCUAACCCAGAUUCGCGCCCUCAACCCUAACUGGGUUGCUCCCAUUCUACCAGACGAAGAAAAGGCCUCCUUCGUAAAGCGACAGGUCAACGGUUAUUUCUGCGGUGUCUAUGCAACAGCCCCGAUCGGCGAAGUCUAUGAUCAGAUCAACUACCUCAAAUCCCUUGGUAAUACUGCUUGUACGGUAGCUGGUCGAAGCUGUGUGCGUAACGGAUGUAUGAAUAAUGGAGCAAUAUAUAUGUGUAACGACAACCCCAAUCAACUAUCCCUAUCCUGCCAAGGUGUUCGUAUCUACGCCGAAGACGCAACAGACCGAUGCACACGGUCCGGUGCACCGUGUGGCGGGACUGGGCCGGUAGGAGCACGGAGUCCUGUGUCAGCGCAGAUUUUUCCGGCGUAUUAUCCGGGUUUGAACGUGUUGACAGGAUAUUCAAAUUGUGGAGAUAGUCCGACUAAGAGACCAAAUGAGUAUGAUGCUCCCGGGCCGUUUGGCCGCUGUUGGUCCUAGGGGAGAUGUGGGAAAACGCAGGAGAUGGAGGGGUUUAAUCCCUACGCUAGAUCUAACCGAUUGGAAGUCCUUGCUUGCUGCUGGGUUCUGGUGGGAUAGGAGGCGCACAAUAUUCUCUGUAUCAUGUUAUAUAUGGGGAUUGUAUGGGAGCGUUAGCAUAACAGGAAGAGUGGGAAUUGAUUAACUGGUGGAGUAGAAGG
Messenger RNA from Lindgomyces ingoldianus, 1343 nucleotides. RefSeq lists its product as uncharacterized. Bases 442 to 1143 code for a protein of 233 amino acids. The record is from RefSeq and is a predicted model, not a curated record. Lineage: Eukaryota; Fungi; Ascomycota; Dothideomycetes; Pleosporales; Lindgomycetaceae. The transcript is spliced from 4 exons.